UCCACAGAGAGCGAGAGAGAGAAGAAAAAACUGCUUAAUCUUAAUUAUAAACUCUCUCCUCCGCCUUCCCUUCGGCUCCGGCGUUUUUGAUUUCACUGUUUUUGUUUCUAACAAUGGACGCCCGCCGCCGCCGGUCUUCUCCCCUGAAGAAAUUCGCCGCCGCGGACUCCUCCAUCAAGGUUAAGAUGGUGGUGGAAGACGACGAUGCUACCAAGGCGUCUGAUGUUCUGCCUCUCCCUCUUUACUUCACCAAUGCCGCUUUCUUCACCUUGUUCUUCUCCGUCGUCUAUUUUCUCCUCACUCGGUGGCGUGAGAAGAUUCGCUCCUCCACUCCUCUCCAUGUCGUCACGCUCUCCGAAAUGGUCGCCAUCAUUGCGUUUGUCGCCUCCUUUAUUUACCUUCUCGCCUUCUUCGGGAUCGACUUUGUUCAGUCCGUAUUCCGUCCUUCCGCCGAUGUGUGGACUGCUGACGACGAUGAUGAAGUUGUUUUGAUUAAGGAUGAUGCUCGGAAACGUCCGUGUGGUGCGGGGCUCGAUUGCGCGAUUCCUCCACAAAUUGUGACUCCGAUUGUGGCUUCUCCCAAACCCUCGGUCCCAAAAGUGGUGGAUCCGCUUCCUGUUCACGUCAAUUUGACGGAAGAUGAUGAAGACGUUGUAAAAUCCGUCGUGGCCGGGACCACGCCGUCGUAUUCGCUCGAGUCGAAGCUCGGCGAUUGUGGACGAGCCGCCGCUAUCCGCCGCGAGGCGUUGCAGAGAAUGACGGGGAAGUCGCUCUCGGGGCUUCCCUUGGAAGGCUUCGAUUACGGUUCGAUAUUGGGGCAGUGCUGCGAGAUGCCUAUUGGAUACGUCCAGAUUCCUGUGGGAAUCGCGGGGCCGCUGUUGUUAGACGGGAAGGAGUACUCUGUUCCAAUGGCCACAACUGAGGGUUGUUUGGUUGCGAGUACGAACAGAGGUUGCAAAGCGAUUUUGUUAUCCGGUGGGGCUAACAGCGUGUUGCUGAGAGAUGCGAUGACCAGAGCACCGGUUGUGAGGUUUGCUACAGCCAAAAGAGCAGCGGAGUUGAAGUUCUAUGUGGAGGAUCCGGCUAAUUUCGAUACCCUGGCCUCUAUUUUUAACAAGUCCAGUAGAUUUGCCAGGCUACAGAACAUCAAAUGCGCCAUUGCCGGCAAGAACCUCUACAUGAGAUUCUCUUGCAGUACUGGUGACGCCAUGGGCAUGAAUAUGGUCUCCAAAGGCGUGCAGAACGUCUUGGAUUUUCUCCAGAACGACUUCCCUGACAUGGAUGUAAUUGGCAUCUCUGGGAACUUCUGUUCGGACAAGAAGCCUGCUGCUGUGAACUGGAUCGAAGGACGUGGUAAGUCGGUGGUUUGCGAGGUCACAAUUAAGGGUGAUGUGGUGAAGAAGGUCCUCAAGACCAACGUGCAAGCCUUAGUUGAGCUCAACAUGCUCAAGAACCUCGCUGGUUCUGCCAUGGCCGGAGCUCUUGGGGGCUUCAACGCCCACGCCAGUAACAUCGUUUCAGCCAUCUACAUCGCAACGGGGCAAGAUCCCGCACAGAACGUAGAGAGUUCUCACUGUAUCACAAUGAUGGAAGCCGUGAAUGAUGGCGAGGAUCUCCACGUCUCCGUCUCCAUGCCUUCCAUCGAGGUGGGUACAGUUGGAGGAGGGACCCAGCUUGCUUCUCAGUCAGCAUGCUUGAACCUACUUGGGGUCAAAGGGGCAAACAGAGAAGCCCCAGGAUCUAACGCGAGGCUGUUGGCCACCAUUGUAGCGGGCUCUGUUCUUGCAGGGGAGCUGUCUCUCAUGUCUGCAAUUUCAGCAGGGCAGCUAGUGAGGAGUCAUAUGAAGUACAAUAGAUCAAGUAGAGAUGUCAGUAACUCUUCUUCCUCAUAAGAAGACUCAAAAGAGUCCACCUUUUUUUCAAGGCAUCUGUUCCACAAGACCGGUGGCAAAGCAGCAGUGAGUUUUGAAUCAAUGGAUGGACCAAAAACAAACACGCCCGUGGAACUUGGGAAACGAACACCACCCACCCAAACACAGUUUCAAGCAAAGAACAAGAAGGUUGAAAUGAAACCCUUUGUACUUUUAGUUUUUUCUUUUACUUCUAAAUGAAUACUAUAUCUAUAUAUGUAGGUUUGUUUGUUGAUCUGAUCUUCUUUAUUUUCUUUCAUUCAAAGUUGAAACAAGUGUAACUGGAAUUAUGUAAUUGUGUGAUGUGAUGAGGAAGUUGUUUAGUGUUACAAUGUGGCAAGAUUUAUGUGUGAUGAGGAUGGAUUGUUUGUUGUGUUGUGGUUUGUGUAUGUAUGCAAAUGCGUGUAUUUGAGUUGUGAAAUUUGUUUGUUUGGCA
Messenger RNA from Momordica charantia (bitter melon), 2346 nucleotides. RefSeq names its product 3-hydroxy-3-methylglutaryl coenzyme A reductase. Gene Ontology annotation, cellular component: endoplasmic reticulum membrane; peroxisomal membrane. The record is from RefSeq and is a predicted model, not a curated record. Gene Ontology annotation, molecular function: protein binding; hydroxymethylglutaryl-CoA reductase (NADPH) activity. Gene Ontology annotation, biological process: coenzyme A metabolic process; sterol biosynthetic process; isoprenoid biosynthetic process. Lineage: Eukaryota; Viridiplantae; Streptophyta; Magnoliopsida; Cucurbitales; Cucurbitaceae.